GAUUGUUUAUUAAAUUCGACUCAGAUUACUGUAAUUCUGUAUGUUCCAAAUGAGGGUUGUUCGAAUACUGAUAUGUUAUUUUGCUGUAGUAGGUAUCAUGGGGUGUACGUUUAUCAUGCACUUCCUAAAUCCAUUGAAUGCAAGAAAGCCGAAUUUCAUUGAAAAAACAAAUUCAAUUAAUUUAGAAACCCCAAUAACUUCGAUGGCACUCGCAUUAGAGAUCUCUUCAAGUAAAAUUGUUCUUAAUAAACUUAAAAUGCUUGCAAGAAGUAUCUACACUCCAGGGCAUAUUUUGAACGCCUCCCGUAUUUGUCAAGAUAAAGGUGCAAACUUGACGCUGCUGAUAGUUGUUACAUCCGACAUUUCUCACACUAAUGAGCGUGCAGACGUUCGCCGAACAUGGGGCCAAUUAGGAACUGAACAAGGAGUUGCUAUAGUAUUUAGUGUUGGAAAGACCGAUUCUUCUUAUAUCUCAAGAAAAAUUAUAGAAGAAGAACAUACGUACGGUGACAUCAUUCAAGGAAAUUUUAUAGACGUGUACGACAACUUAUCUCUGAAAACAUUAUCGUUCUUGGAGUGGGUAAAUAAUUAUUGCUCCAAAGUGAAGUUUGUUCUAAAAACUUACGAUGAUACAUUUAUAAAUGUGCCCUUAAUAUUACAGUUAGGAACUCAACAUUUAGAUUCCCACAGAUCUAUAUUUGGGAAACAAGCAAAGAACAUAAUGCCUGUCCGCGAUAUGUUUAGUAAAUAUUAUCUCUCCCAAGAAGACUUUUCAUCAGAUACUCUUCCAGAUUUUAUGAGUGGUGGGGCUUACAUGAUGUCAGCUGAUAUAACUAGUGAACUAUACAACCACGCUUUAGACACAGCAUUUUUUAAACUGGAGGACGUGUUUUUCACGGGUAUAGUUGCCAAGAUGCUCAAUAUAAGUCAAGUUAACGUCGAGGAGUUCGUGAAAGAAAAUGUAGUUUUUGACGAAUGCGAAGUGAAAUACGCUUAUGUCAUCAAUAAUCUAAAACACCGAGAAAAACUUUUUUAUUGGAAAUUAUUUUUAGAGAAGACUCCUCUGUGGUGUAAAUGGUCACAUGAGACCGUUCCAACUGAAUACUGGGGUGAAAUAAUAACAUCCAAGUCGUAUUUGUAAAUAACCAAUUAAACAUUAUUUAGGUUUACGGAUUCUUAUUUUUAAGCGUCAUUGAUUUGUCAUUGUUAGCCAA
Messenger RNA from Homalodisca vitripennis (glassy-winged sharpshooter), 1214 nucleotides. RefSeq names its product beta-1,3-galactosyltransferase 5-like. The transcript has a single exon. Lineage: Eukaryota; Metazoa; Arthropoda; Insecta; Hemiptera; Cicadellidae. Gene Ontology annotation, cellular component: membrane. The coding region runs from base 41 to 1141 and encodes 366 amino acids. The record is from RefSeq and is a predicted model, not a curated record. Gene Ontology annotation, molecular function: hexosyltransferase activity.